Molecule: messenger RNA, 1473 nt
Organism: Cladocopium goreaui
Lineage: Eukaryota; Dinophyceae; Suessiales; Symbiodiniaceae
Source: the annotation of a GenBank genome assembly
GAGUUGCCAGCGACCAAUGUUGCCAUGCCCCCAUGGCGUGUAUCGAUAGACCGAUGUUUCGGCCCGGAAGAGCACUUGCUGUCGCCACCGCUCCGCUGCCCUGUCCAUGACAAUUCCCCGCUCUCGCCACCUUCGGAAGCAUCCGAUGAAAUAUGUGACGAACGCCAACAGCUGCAGAGAGCAGUGGAGCAGCCUGAACUGCACGCAGCAGUCUGGCUGGGAGACGUCGAAACCGUUCAGGCCAUAUUGGAGCGUCGCGCUGAUGUGAAUGCUGAAGAUGUCCACGGCGUCAGUCCGCUGAUGCUGGCAGUUGAGCUGAUGCCGCGUUCACAGGAGUAUUCCCAAAUGGUGAGCUGCUUGCUGAGCCAAGGUGCACAGCCACGGCGGCGCUCGAGUGCUGGUUGGUCACCUUUAGAUGAGGCCGUAAGUCGAAGGGACGUUCAGCUGGUGCGGACCUUGUUUGAUGCGGCUCAGAAGGACCUUCGAAAGAGAUGGGAUGUGCGCUUGUCCUCGAUCGCCAAGUCUUUGCAGUUGCUUCCGGACUUUGAGUGUCGCAUUCGCUGGGAAUUUGAGUCGCCUGUGAUUCCGUGGCUGAGCAAAAUCGCUCCUUCAGAUGUGAUCCUUGUGCGCAAGCGGGGCAGUUGCCUCCGUUUGGAUUCGACGUUGGCUUCAUGGAAGAGAUUCAGGUUUAGCAAAAGGCGGAACCUGACCACUUUGUUUCUGGGAGAGAGAUUUCGUGAGGAUGGACCUGGUGCACCUGGUGGACCUGGUGGAGGUGAUCAGAUGUCCCGGGGGCUCUUCAUGGUGAAUCACGACAAAGAAGUCAUUGUGGACAUGACGCAAAGCUUAGAUGGUGAAGAAGCAGCCGCAGUGGUCGAAGAUUUGGUGAAGGCUGAUGCCAUGCAGUGGGACAUGAACAUUUGCAGUCUGGAAGUCUCAGAGUCCACAAGUUGGUUGGGAUCUGUUCUGGGCCCAUGCGAUGUGAAUGGUUGGACCUGCAUGCGUUAUGAGGUCAAGGGGGAGCUAGGAAUGACUUUGCGCAAGAAAGGCUGGCGAAUUCAGGAUGUCACUUUUCAAGAUUAUUUUGGGCGACCACUGCCGGCUGAUGCCUGCCUUCCUGAACUGCGACGAGAAUUUGAGGCUGCAAAGCAACAGCCUGAGUCGCUGAAGGUGUCACAUGCGUCUACAACAGACCAUGGCUUUGGCUUUGGAGAUGACCUUGACUCUGAUGCUGGAUCGGUUCACUCGGAAGUAUUGGACCACUGGCCAGAGGAGAAUGGCCCUUUGCCCGUGGUGGAGAAGCCGAUGGCUGUGGCAGUCACAACGGUCACGCCGCAGCCGAGUCGCCCACUAGAGCCCAGGGAUAGGCAGCUGGGAGGGAUGAGAACACCUUUGGACCCCGAAGGUAUCAUUGGUGACUUUGGUCAUUUCCCCAAUCAUAAACUCAGGAUUUUGAGUCUUUACCAAUCGUAA